CCUACGCAGACGUGGCUAACGGCGGCCCUGAGGACGACGCCUCGGAGCUACUCAUGGACCAGGAUGAAGCUGAGGACGCGGCAGGCGGAAACUCGGAGGGCAGCCAACCUCAGAGGCAAGCCGAGACCACCGUGGUCGUCCCACCACCCGAGACGUCCACCACGGCCGAGCUCCCCGCAGAAAACACGGACACCCCGAAACCGGUGGGCGACGACGUCGCACGCGUUUCGGCCCUCCAGGGGGACGAGCGCGAGCACGACUACGCCUGCCGGGAGUCGACCCUGGCUGCCGUUGAAAGGGAGAACGACCAGAAGGACGGCGAGAUGGACGCCGUGAGCGGCUCUGCCAAGCGUUCCCUGGAACCGACACCAACCCAGGAGCCCGGUCAACCGCAGAACCUGCAGGAGAGGGUACUCCAGAGGUGGCAGACGGUGACUUCCAAGAGGGGCCGACGCCACGCCCCCCCUCAAGGACCACCGGAGGGCCACGUGCCGAAGGCUCCAUAGUGAAGGAACUGUACUGCGGCUGAAUAAUAUUGCUUAGGCGGCCUAGUACAAGUAAGAGUGUUGUAUUUUUUUUG
Messenger RNA from Ixodes scapularis (black-legged tick), 580 nucleotides. RefSeq lists its product as uncharacterized. The transcript has a single exon. Bases 54 to 506 code for a protein of 150 amino acids. The record is from RefSeq and is a predicted model, not a curated record. Lineage: Eukaryota; Metazoa; Arthropoda; Arachnida; Ixodida; Ixodidae.